AGGAUGAACCUGUUGUAUUUGGAACCAACUCCCUCCAGAGGCGUAAAAAGGGUCUGGGCUUAACUGGACUGCGCCCCACCGGAUCGGGCUCCACCCACUCAAAGAACAAACCGGGCCUUAUGAUUGGGCUCCCGCAGAACUUCCGGCAGAUCUCGUCCAUCAUUGACGUGGACAUUUUACCAGAGACGCACAGACGCGUGCGGCUUCACAAGCACGGUACCCACAAACCACUGGGCUUCUACAUCCGCGACGGGGUGAGCGUGCGCGUGGCGCCGCAGGGCGUGGAGAAGGUUCCCGGGGUGUUCAUAUCUCGUCUGGUACGCGGUGGACUGGCGGAGAGCACGGGGCUGCUGGCUGUCAACGACGAGAUCCUUGAGGUGAACGGCAUCGAUGUAGCGGGAAAAUCUUUGGACCAGGUUACAGACAUGAUGGUGGCCAACAGUCACAACCUCAUUGUGACUGUGAAACCAGCGAACCAGAGGAACAACGUGGUGCAUCGUGGGAGUAAAACCUCAAUGGGAAACUCUGGUUCUGUGGGCUCAGCUGGAUCGACGGGCUCGGCUUUGUCACAUGACUCGCCGAGCCCCGCCUCUCAGAGCAACCCCAUUACCGCAAGCAACAGCAUCGCAGAGGGCGACAGCGACGACGACGACGACGACGACGGCGACCUCAUCCUGGAGAACGACUGCCUGGUCCCGUACGAGUCCCACCGGCUAAACAACAGCUACGACACAAACCUCAACAGAGACUCAACGAACAACCGGUCGCCCCGCUCCACUGUGGCGAGGCCCCUCCCACAGAGCAUCUCGUUGCCCAACAGCGUCGGGGCGUCUCUGACUGACAGCUCGGUGACGACGACGUCCAGACACAGCGAGAUCGCGGCCAGUAACAGUCGAGAGAGCAUGAGAGAGGACGGCAACGUGAUAACACUGUAGCAGGGAGGACUAUUACGGGAUGUCACAACCGCGGCGUGCUGUAACCGUGGUAACAGCAGGUAGCCGCACUCUCCCUGGUAGACGGAUGUGAGGCGGUGUGUUGCCGUUGGCGGUGACCGCUGAUCGUUUACUUUUAAAGGUGGACUGAGUCUGACAGGACACACACACACACACACACACACACACAGUUUCUCAUCUACAGUCAUACAGACAAUACGGACUUUUUAUAUGUCUGCAAGUGUAAGCUGUUCACCUGUAAGCUUCUGUGAGCAAAAAAAGAACUACAUAUACAUAGAGAGAGAUAUAUAUAUAUAUAUAUAUAAAUAUAUAUAUAUAUAUGUUCACUGGAAGUGAAUGAUUUAAAUGGGAAAGAUUGAGAAAUAAUUAUAAAAAGCACCUGUAAAAGCCAUAAAUCCAUUUGAGGUUCUCUUUCAAAUUUAUUUUUCCUUUCUUUUUUGUCCGAAGUGACAACCAUUAAACGAUAACCAUAAAUGUGAAUGACUGUGAAAUCAGAGCCAGGAGAAGCCGACCGGCUGAGUGCAUCAGGACCCUGUAAACAGAACGCUGAGAACAGCGAGAUGAAAUGAAAUAACAACAAUAAGAGAUGAAUGUUUAAAGGAUGAGCUCAGCGUGCACAGAUGCUUGUAAUGUUCACUUUCCAAAAUAGCUCUAUUAAUGGCAAAAACCCUGAGUUCUAGUCAUAAUAGUCAGGAAGUGGUUAAUGAACUGUCAAAGGUGACGCAAAAGGGAUUCAGUUAUUAGGUUUUUAACUUUCUUUCUAACUUCCUUGUGAUUGUUUUGAUGAUUUGAUUUUACUUUCUUUCAUAAAAUCGUUUGUUUUCAGAAUAUGAGACGUAAUUCAAACGCGGGGGUUUUAGGCAAACUUGUACUUUUACAUAACAUGAACUUUUUCUGAAACGUGUAUAAAAUUUAAAGAAAUGGAUCAUUGGUUCCACAACACACUACUGAAUAAAGAGGGUGGUCAGCUCGACUGUACUGGUA
Molecule: messenger RNA, 1937 nt
Organism: Solea senegalensis (Senegalese sole)
Lineage: Eukaryota; Metazoa; Chordata; Actinopteri; Pleuronectiformes; Soleidae
Gene: pard6a
Product: par-6 family cell polarity regulator alpha
Exons: 4
Biological process (GO): centrosome cycle; establishment or maintenance of cell polarity; regulation of cellular localization
Cellular component (GO): cell cortex; apical plasma membrane; nucleus
Molecular function (GO): protein kinase C binding
Source: RefSeq, a predicted model, not a curated record